ACCAUCUUUCUAGAUUGGAUGCUGAGGUGGUGGAUACUUUUAGGAAGUUUGAGAUUGCAGAAUCUUUCCCCGAUGAGAGGCUCAUGUCUGCCCAACAUAGUUCAGAGGCACCCUGGUAUGCGGAUCUUGCAAAUUUCAUUGUUGGUAAGAUUGAGCCUAUUGACAUGUCUCGCCAUCUGAUUAAGAGAUUGAGAUCUGAGGCAAAACACUACUUCUGGGAUGACCCAUUUCUGUUUAAAAUAUGUGCUGACCAAGUAGUAAGGAGGUGUGUGUCUAAUCAAGAAGGGAGAGAGAUCCUGGAACACUGUCAUGCAGGGCCCACGGGGGGCCACCUUUCGGGAGAGCGGACUGCUCGAAGAGUACUUGACUGUGGCUUUUAUUGGCCCACUAUCUUUAAGGAUGCCCAUGCUUAUGUUUCAUCUUGUGACCACUGUCAGCGAACGGGGAACAUAUCCAAGAGGGAUGAAAUGCCGCAACAUUACAUUUUGCCCUGUGAAUUAUUCGAUGUAUGGGGCAUUGAUUUCAUGGGACCCUUUCCGAGCUCACGAGGAAACAAGUUCAUUCUAGUUGCAGUCGACUAUGUGUCCAAGUGGGUGGAGGCCCAAGCAUGUUCGAAAAAUGACACUCGGGUGGUUGUAAGAUUCUUAAGGAAGCUGUUUGCACGAUUUGGCGUCCCAAGGGUUUUGAUUAGUGAUAGAGGUACCCAUUUCAGAAGUGACCCAUUGGCUCGUACUUUGCUGCGGUAUGGCAUUCAACACAGAUGUGGGGUGGCUUACCACCCCCAAUCUCAGGGACAGGUGGAAAACACAAACAGAGACAUCAAGUCUGUAUUGGAGAAAACAGUUUCCAGGUCAAGGAAGGAUUGGUCUGACAAACUUGAUGAUGCACUAUGGGCACUUCGUACAGCAUACAAGACACCUAUCGGUACAACGCCGUUUAGGCUGGUUUAUGGGAAAUCAUGCCACCUCCCAGUGGAGAUAGAGCAUAAGGCGCUCUGGGCUUUGAAGACUGUGGUAUUUGACCUUCAGGGCGCUGUAAAAGAGAGAUUUUAUCAACUUGAUGAGUUAGAAGAGUGGCGGGCCUCAGCUUUUCACAACAAUCACCUUUACAAGGAGCGAGUGAAGCACUACCAUGAUAAGCACAUUAAAAAGUCACGAGAGUUUGAAGUUGGUGAUCAAGUUCUGUUGUACAACUCCCGGCUGAAAUUAUUCCCUGGAAAGCUGCGAUCUAGAUGGACUGGUCCUUUCACAGUGACAGAAAUCUACCCAUACGGAACCAUUGGGUUGUACAGUUCGGAGAAGGGAAACUUCAAGGUAAAUGGGCAGCAAGUUAAACUAUAUCAUGGUGGCCUAGUGAAUAAAGAGAAGGAGGUUUUGCACCUCACUACACUUGAGGUAUGAUUAAUUUGUGGUGUCCGGCUGAAGACGUUAAACUUAGCGCUGUUUGGGAGGCAACCCAAGUGAUGUUGUGGGUAUACCAUCAGAAAACCCUCACGAGACCCUCACUCGUCCUCUUGGGUUCACUGAGGGGUUCAAAAGGGCUUGUUGCACGUGCUAAGUGCAAUCGUGAUCCCUACGAAAGUGGCUUCUUCUAUUUCUUUUUUUUUCAUCAUUAUUUUUCAAUACCGUUUUAGUGUUGCAUCCUUGCUCCCAUUCGAUGUUCAUCAUUCUAUUGCAGUCAUGGUUGUGGCAUUUUUUUUGUAGUCAUCCACCCUUCCCUUGAGUUUUUGCUCUCUUUGCUUUUUCCCACUUAAACAAGGCAUUUUUUUCGUCAUCGAGGACGAUGUCGAGUUCAAGUGUGGAGGGGUUACAUAAUUGCUCAUGAAAAGGGGAGGAUAAGGAUUUGUGCAUAUUUGCCAUGCUAAGGUCACUGUGUUAGUUUUCUUCACCCAUUAUUGAUUUUCCCAAAUUUUCAAAAGUUUUUGUUAGCUUUCCCUUUUUGCUCCUGUAAAAUUAUCGUCCCUUCACUUUUUUAAUUAUAACAUUGUUAGCGAAUAGAAUAACUUACAAGCUUAAAUUGCUUAGCUUUUUCUGCAUAUACUUGAGGUGAUAGAGGCCUGUUUGCACCUACUUUCUUUCUCAUCCUCUAGUUUUUUCGGUGCAUUCAGUUUUGACUCAAUAAUUUCUGCAAGUUUAGUGUGAUUUUUGUAUUUAUUUUGUAUAUGUUGUUGCUAUUUGCCUGUUUGGGAAUUAAGAAGCUGAGAAAGAGUGCAGGUUUGUCUAUUUGGAAUGGUCUAUUUUUUUUGUCAAAUGAUUUCAACUGAGAAGAACUUGGUGGCGUCUUUGCAAAUAAGCCUUACCAGCCGUGAAAAAAAAGAGAAAAAGAAAAGGACAACACAAAAGUGUCUGCUCCAAUUCAAAUUGAUUCAAUAAGUGCCAAUGCACAUGUGUGUGUGAGUUGCUGGCUUUGGUUGAUGCAAGGAUUGUCGGCAAAGCUUAUCUCCCAAAAAGCAUACCUUUUUUAAGGGUUUAGAUGAGGGGGGUAACCAAGUUUGCUCAAAAAGGGUCAAGAGCUUAAUAAGAAGACUUUUCCAAAUGGGCAUAUCUGCAAUUCUCAGUCUGAUUGACCCAACAGGUAUUUUAGCUACAGUGUGUACAAAAUACUUACAAACAUUUCACUUUUCUUCUCUCUCACCCUCUAAAGUCCUCUUGAUCUUGUGUAUGAGUUUUAGCUUAAGCUGCUUGUAUGCUUCUAUCAUGACAUUGUUGGAUUAAAUUUGUUGACUGGUUUGGUGCAAUUAAAAGAAAAUCUAACAAAGAUGGUUGAGACUUGGGGAGGAUAACUGGUGGUUGUACAAAAUUUGCAUUAGUUACUCAAGCAUGUCAUGUUUGCACUGAUUAUUUUCUCUUCUCGCUGCUUGACGGUUUUGUGCUUGAGGGCAAGCACAACUUAAGUGUGGAGGGGUUUGAUAAGUGGCAACCAUGACUAGAUUUUGAGCAUGCUUUAGGCCCAAUUUUCCAUAUAAAUGUUUUUCUUUUGUCGCUAACUAGCGGGAAAUCCUUAGUUUUAUCAUUUUGGUGGUAUUACGCGUGUUUCGUUGUUUUUGGAUGGAUUUGCAGACUUUGGAACCCGUUUGAAGUUAAAUUGGAGUAAAGCUUGAAUUUUGGGCAGAUUAGUUGGGCCUCACAGCCCAAGAAAAAGGAAAGUGGCGUGUGUUUCUCUCAACCAGCAAACUCAAAAGAAAAAAAAACGGCAGCCAGACUGAUGAGGAUCAGCGGAGGAUUUUUAGGAAGAAAACGGUUCUUAAGCGAAGGAAUAGGCAGAAAAAAAAACGGCUGCGGAAGAGAUCAAAAUCAUCUCCCUGAUUAGCAUUUAAAGAGGAGGAAGAAUCACUCGACAACCUUUUUUUUCAGUCGCACCAUGCUUCAAGAAAAUAGGAGAUUAGCAGGCUGGGAUUUUUAAUUCUUUACACAUCUGCACCAGGGGAGAACAAGCCUCAAGUUGAAGAAAAGAAAACAAAAACUGCAGCCGCUAGUUUGGAGAAGAGCACCAGCCGUAUGUUCUGGAAAAAAAAAAUGCAGCAGCCAUAGGUUCUGUUUUUUUUUCCUAGAAGCAGCAAGAUGCAUUCAAUUUUAAUUCUUAAGUCUCAUUUGUUUCAGCUUUUUUCACUGGAAUAGCUUAGUUCUUUACCCUUUAAUCACUUAAGCACUACUAAUUGCUCUAGAAUUUCAUCUCAAUUGAUAUUGGUAUGUUAGUUUUUUUUGUGGAUUGGAAUGCAUUCAACCAAUUGUGUUAAUUUUUG
Messenger RNA from Cuscuta europaea, 3742 nucleotides. The record is from the annotation of a GenBank genome assembly. NCBI's taxonomy places the organism in Eukaryota, Viridiplantae, Streptophyta, Magnoliopsida, Solanales, Convolvulaceae.